GUUUUUCUUCUCCUUCUGGCAGGAAACGAGAGAGAAAAUAGGAAGCAGAAGCUGCGCGCGGCGCCCGCUCCCUUCGCCCCCCGCCCGGGCUGCGCGCGUUCCGAGGGUCUGCGCGCCCCCGCACGUCCCCGCCGGGCCCGCGCGCCUCGUGCCUCGCGCCUCGCGCCUCGCGCCUCCAGCCACGUCCCCGCCCCGGCUCCGGCGCGCCGGGGAGUUGGCUGCUGGGAGGUGCGGGACUGGGUGUGGCCGGCGGCUCUGGUCUCGGCGGUGUGCUGAGCUCUCCACGCCGGCUUCGCGCUCCAGGGGCUGCUGAGCGCCCAGCGGACCCCGGCAGCGCGCGGUCGACGCGGGCUCGAGCUCCCUCCAGCUGUUUUCACUCAUUAGCUCCUGAGGUAAACAAAUUGAAAAAAUGAGCGAACUGGAACAGUUGAGGCAAGAAGCAGAACAGCUGCGGAAUCAGAUUCAGGAUGCUCGGAAAGCAUGUAAUGAUGCAACGCUUGUUCAGAUUACAUCAAAUAUGGACUCCGUGGGUCGAAUACAAAUGCGAACAAGACGUACACUGAGGGGCCACCUAGCUAAAAUCUAUGCUAUGCAUUGGGGAUACGAUUCCAGGCUGCUAGUCAGUGCUUCCCAAGAUGGAAAAUUAAUUAUUUGGGAUAGCUAUACAACAAAUAAGAUGCAUGCUAUUCCUUUGAGGUCCUCCUGGGUGAUGACCUGUGCUUAUGCUCCCUCUGGUAAUUAUGUUGCCUGUGGAGGCUUGGACAACAUCUGCUCUAUAUAUAACUUAAAGACCAGAGAGGGAAAUGUGAGAGUAAGCCGAGAGUUGCCAGGUCACACAGGGUACUUGUCCUGCUGUCGUUUUUUAGAUGACAGCCAAAUUGUUACAAGUUCAGGAGAUACAACUUGUGCUUUAUGGGACAUCGAAACUGCCCAGCAGACCACCACAUUCACUGGGCAUUCUGGAGAUGUGAUGAGUCUUUCUCUGAGUCCUGACAUGAGGACUUUUGUUUCUGGUGCUUGUGAUGCCUCUUCCAAAUUAUGGGAUAUUCGAGAUGGAAUGUGUAGACAGUCUUUCACGGGACAUGUCUCAGAUAUUAAUGCUGUCAGUUUUUUCCCAAAUGGAUAUGCCUUCGCCACUGGCUCUGAUGAUGCCACUUGCCGGCUCUUUGACCUUCGUGCAGAUCAAGAGUUAUUAUUGUAUUCUCAUGACAAUAUCAUCUGUGGAAUCACUUCUGUAGCCUUCUCAAAAAGUGGGCGUCUCUUGUUGGCUGGUUACGAUGACUUUAAUUGUAACGUAUGGGACACGCUAAAAGGAGAUCGUGCAGGUGUCCUUGCUGGUCAUGACAACCGUGUGAGCUGCUUAGGUGUAACUGAUGAUGGCAUGGCUGUGGCAACAGGCUCUUGGGACAGUUUUCUUAGAAUCUGGAAUUAACAGUGUCAUACACAUUCUUUGUUCUCCAUUGAUAUAUCUGGAGAAAUCAAUGCUACAGCCUAUAGCUGUGAAAAAGUUCUACCUUAUAUUUGCAGGUGAAGAUUUUUCUAUUAGAUUAUAUACAAAAACAAGCUUUCAGUAAACUACCAAAAAAAAGUGGGGGUGGGGGAAAAAAGGCAAAGGUGCCUUCUGAGAUCAAAAGGACCAGUGUAUGUAUUUGAGGGGUUGGGUUAAUUUAACCUUGAUGAAUUGUGUGUACUCAGAGUCUAUUUUCUUUGUGCAGAACAGAAUGUACACAUUAUGGCAGCUCGCCAUUGUGUUUGCAUUUUUUAAGAAGUACAUUUUUAACUUUGUAUACACAAGAAAUGUCACAUUUUUGAGUUUUAUAAUGGAAGAACCAGGCACAGAAACAGACAGAAAUGAUACUGUGUGUGUCUGUAUUUAUGUCUGAAGAAAGUCCCCUUGAAUUCUAUCUCUUUGAAUCUAAGAGAUCCUGAUGGCUUCAUGUUUAAGAGCAUUGACAGGCGGGGCACCUCUGAGGGGAGUCCAUUGUUUCUCAUGCAUCAUUUGCCGUGUACUAUUAAUCAAAGUGCUUGCUUUCAGUCCUUUGAGGGGACAGAUAAUCUGAAGGCCAGAGAUUAGAGAUUUCACUGAUAUUUUGGACAUAGAUAAAAUACAUCAUUAUAAUUUAUUAAUAAAAAGUAGGUAAUAGCAUAUAAAUGGUUCUUGACAUUCUAAAAGCCUGGUUAUGAUCAGUUGACACUUUGAGUACCCCCCUAAAUAGCUGGGCUUUCCUAUUCAUUUCAUAUUUGGAACUAAGUUUGUAAGGUAUACUCAUCUUUCAGAGGUUUGGUAAACAUUGGGAUUGUCCCUGCAUCUGAACAUCUUUCCCAGUGCUAUCAGUGUACAUCUAGAGAGGAAAUGCAGUGUGACAGUGUUACAUUUGGGGAGAAUUGUGAGAUCUAACCAAUCGCUAGCACAUAUUUGUUGUAAUACGAUGGUUUAUUUCAUGUUUGCAUACUAUAAAAUCUGAAUUGAUGUGAAAUAUCUGUGCCUUUAAAUUUCUGAAAAUGAAACCUUUAAGCUUUUUGUUCUGUUUUGCAAUAUUUUGUAGUAUUUCGUCCCUUCCUUAGCACAAAAUACUGGUUUCUAAGUGGUUUUGCUUCAAAGGAUGUCUAGAUGUAAGUGAUUCCACUUAAAGCCAAAAUAAAAAUUCCGAAAGCAGUUCUUAAAGGAGUUAGAGAGGUAUAUUAAACAGUUCUUCUGUGGUAUAUUAAUGUGUCUCUUACUAGAAUGUCCCCCACGACCAAGUUAAAGAUCAAAUAAGUCUAAAUGAUUGAUAAUAGAAGAUUGUUAGUCUUGUCUCUUACUAGAAUGUCUUCAAAGGAUGUCUAGAUGUAAGUGAUUCCACUUACUAGAAUGUCUUCAAGGGAUGUCUAGAUGUAAGUGAUUCCACUUAAAGCCAAAAUAAAAAUUCCGAAAGCAGUUCUUAAAGGAGUUAGAGAGCUAUAUUGAACAGUUCUUCUGUGGUAUAAUAAUGUCUCUUACUAGAAUGUCCCCCACGACCAACUUAAAGAUACUUUUCCUGUUGGAUUUUCUUUUACAAAUAAGUCUAAAUGAUUGAUAAUAGAAGAUUGUUAGUCUUGCUUGAUGGUAAAGUCUUGGAUUAUUCUGAUAUAUAGACGUGCAUUGUUUUGUAACUUAGUUACUUUUCAGAUAGGUCUGUGUUAACUUUUGAACAUGUGUAACCUUAAGCUAAAUACUCCCAAACUUUACCUCUAAAUUUUUGUUUUUAUAUUGUGAAUGUGCUAAUAUGUGCAUCAACUGUAAAGACGUAUCAGUUUUAUUAAAAUCAGUUGACAAUUAGAAUAAUAAUAAAAUGGAUAAAGGCAAAUUAAGAUAUAGGACCAAAACAGAAUGUUACAGAUGGCAGUUAUGAAUGUAUAUUUAUAUUUUGGUUAAGAUUUCUAUUAACUUUUUGGCUGGGCACAGUAGCUCACACCUAUAAUCCCAAGUCUCAAAUUAGGAAAAAAAAAAAAAAAUUUAUAUGAACUUUUGCUAUUAAUGUUUAUUUGUAGGCUAUUUAUAUCACUUCAUAAAGAACAGCUCUUUGAGAAAAGAAUAAAGGAAUGUGUUCAUUUCCAGAAAAAGAGGGUUGGGGAAAGUUUGCCAUGUAGGUUAGUCAGAAGAAAACAAUUCUAUUAUGCAUAAAAAUAACCUUAAAUAUGUAAGAGUAUCUCCUCUACUUAAAAGUUAUUAUAGUAGUCAGAGGCAUACAGACCACAGGAAUUCUAUGGUCUUAACAUAUUUUAAAAUUACAUUUAUUUUAAUGUUCUUAAAGUUUAUGAAGAGGAGUUUAAAGCAAUUCCCAUAAUUAAAUAUUUACUCAGCAACUAAAAACUAACACUUGUGGUUAAUUAUACCCAUAAACAAAUGGCGACAGAGUAGCCUCACUACCACAAUUACCUUCAUGGUUACACCUUUGCUUUCUAAUAAUAGGGGCUCUAGUUGCUAAAUAUAUUUGUUUACUUGCAGUUUAUGUUGAGCUGAUUAUUUGUUUGUUAUUGCUCCUGAAUUCAAUGAGUAUAUAAUUUGUAGAGACGUUGAAUAGUUUGGAUCUUAGUUUUUAAGGCUGAAAAACCUGGCUGGAUUUAGUUUUUUAAAAUUUGCAUCGUCAAGAAUAUUGCAGUUAAUGUUCCUUCUUUUUUUUUUUUUAAAGACAAGAGUCUCACUCUGUUACCCAGGCUGGAGUGUACAGUGGUGCAAUCUUGGCUCAUUGCAGCCUCAACCUCUGCCUCCUGGGUUCAAGCAAUUCUUGUGCCUCAGCCUCCCAAGUAGCUGGGACUAUAGGCAUGUGCCACCAUGCCCGGCUAAUUUUUGUAUUUUUAGUAGAGACAGGGUUUCGCCAUCUUGGCCAGUCUGAUCUCGUAUUCCUGGCCUCAAGUGAUCCACCAGCCUCAGCCUCCCAAAGUGCUGGGAUUACAGACGUGAGCCACCGUGCCCAGCCAGGUUUCCUUCUUUACCUUCUAAGAAACAUUUAAACACAAUAUGCCUGAGAAGGUUAAUUUGUCGACUCUGUAGCAUUGAGUAGUUUUUUGAGAUCUGGCAAGAAUAUUUUAGAGAUACAUAUUCUUUUCUAAGUAUGUGAUCACCCUGUGGUGUUGAGCAUAUUGUCCCAAAAACCUGCUUAAGCAAACAGUUCUUGGCUAGGCACGGUGGCUCACACCUGUAAUCCCAGCACUUUGGGAGGCUGAGGCAAGUGGGUCACGAGGUCAGGAGUUCAAGACCAGCCUGGCCAAGAUGGUGAAACCCUGUCUCUACUAAAAAUACAAAAAUUAGCCGGGCGUGGAGGCGGGCGCCUGUCAGCUACUUGUGAGGCUGAGGCAGAGAAUUACUUGAACUCGGGAGGCGGAGGUUGUGGUGAGCCGAGAUGGCGCCACUGCACUCCAGCCUGGGUGACAGAGCAAGACUCUGUCUCAAAACGAGAAAGCAGUUCUUGCCAUCAGCAAGGAUAUCUCCUCCACUUUAAUGGACAGGCCUCAUUUUUGGCAGCUAUGCUGUUUGAGAUUUAGACUGAAUAUCCAAGGUUCCUCCCUAGCUCAAGUUUUUACUUGUGAUUACACACACCACAUUGAAUUCCAUCUUCAGAGGCAAAGAUUUGAGGCUUCGUAUCUCAACAGCAAAAGGGCCUGUUCAGCAAUUCCCUUCAUUUUAGACUCAUAUGACCUCAGAGAUUGCAUGAUAAUAGUAAACUAGUCUCUUGGAAAUAAUGGAUGUAGGUGCUUCUAGAAUAUGUUACAGAAUUUCAAACUUAACCUAUUAAUAGAGAAAUGGAUCUUAAGGUGACAAAAUGAAACUUUUUAUUAUUGCUUAAAAAUGCUGUGCCAGUAUUGUAUAACUAGCUCCUCCAGUACUUUUGGUAUUUUGGAUUUAAUAAUAAGACCUUAAGCAUUUUAAAUAUGAACAUGUUCAGGGAAGUAUGCUUUGAUGUAAAUGUCUCAGAUCUAAGUUGUAACACAAUUGAAUACUUGUGGCUUAUUCUUGGUUUAACUUAGGAAAACUGGUUAAACAAUCCCCCAUUUGGGCCUGCCAUCAUUUUAAUAGUGAAGAUGUUCUUUCUAAAAUCUUCAGGGCCUGAGUCAGGCUGAAUUUUGUUAAAAAUUAAAUAUUAUGUUCAAAUUCUUUCCUUUUUGGCAUUGUGAAAAAGCAAAAUUUUCAAUGAUUUCUCCUGUUAGAAUUUUUUAAAAAUACCCACAGGUUGGACCAUCUUUCUUAUGGGUUGCACAAUGAAUUUAUAUUUUAAAUUAGAUUAAAUAGAAUGUGAAGUACAUUUCAGAUUUACUAAUUUUCUUUCCAUUGUUCAUUUUGGGUUGCCUUAGAUUCAGUGUAUAUUUUAAAAUAUUGGUUACAUAAUAGGUACUCAAUGACAUGGUUUAUAGUAGAAUAUCUAAGCUAGCACUUUAUUUUAAAAAGUAACUUAUUAAUCACACAUUGAUGGUACACCUUGUAUUUGCAAAUGUUUGCAUGUUGAUAAAAUCUCGUAUGUCUUCUUUCUUAAAUCCAGUUACUGAUUUUGUAAAAUACAGUUGUGAUAAAGCAGCAUUACGAGGGAGAAAAAAAGCUAUAUUCCAACUGGUGUUAAAUGUAUUCAACAAAAUCUUACAUCAUACAGUAUUUAUUUCUUAAUUAAUAGAACUUCAGUGAUAUACUUGGUAGAUAUCUCAAGCCUUUUGUCUUUUACACAAUGGUGCUCUAUCCUAUUGUUUUCUUUUCAAAGAAGCAUCUGAACACUUGCAUUUCUAUUUUCCUAUCCAAAGGCAUCCACAUCUAAGUGUGUUUUUAAAGUUGAUUAAAAUUAUUUUCCUGUUAAAGCAUUCUGAAAGUGUUUGUCUUUACCUAGAAUGAUUUGUACACACUUGUGGUCAAUUGAACAUGAAUGUCAGUAGUAGUCUAAUUAUGGGAAGGGUAAACAUGUUAGAUUAAGGCUCUUAAAGCUCUAAACCCUAUAAACUGUGGACUUGUGUCAUGAUUUAACUGUUCUUAGAUCUUUCUUACACAGUGAUUCAUUCCUCUAUUUGUACAGUGGCUUUAUGAAAUGUUGUGAAUUGAUACUGUAAUCAAUAAAGUGCUUUUAACCAGA
Molecule: messenger RNA, 6572 nt
Organism: Symphalangus syndactylus (siamang)
Lineage: Eukaryota; Metazoa; Chordata; Mammalia; Primates; Hylobatidae
Gene: GNB4
Product: G protein subunit beta 4
Biological process (GO): signal transduction
Molecular function (GO): protein binding
Source: RefSeq, a predicted model, not a curated record